Molecule: messenger RNA, 1065 nt
Organism: Cajanus cajan (pigeon pea)
Lineage: Eukaryota; Viridiplantae; Streptophyta; Magnoliopsida; Fabales; Fabaceae
Source: RefSeq, a predicted model, not a curated record
AUGAAAUCUAUUCCUAAGGAUGUUGAGAUAAUCCAACUCGACUCUUCUCGAGAAAUGUCUAAGGAUAAUCCUCCUUCUACUAGGGAAUCACAACAGUUGGCUACUCCUCAAUUGAACAUCGUCGAGAUGGCCUCGACGGACAUUCCUCCCCAAAGUAAUGAAGGCAAGGUUCCCUUGUUGGAGCCUCUGGUGAACACGGAAACUCCUCACCAGUCCUCACAAGAUGAAGCUCUUUCUUUCGAGCUUAAGCCUCCCAUUAGUCCAAAUCGUGACUCAACUGAUUCUCCAAAACCUUUUACUCCUUCUCCUUUGACCCAAGGCGGUGUUGAAUCUUCAGUGCCACCACUUUCUUCGAUCCCCUCUACAGAUUUGGACUUAAUCAGUUUUUUCAAUGAAGAUGAUGAGGUCGACAAUAUUUUUGACGUUCUAGAAAAUUGGACAACUGGUCCUUCUGUCUUGGAGAAGAUUCCCGAACCUGUUUUUGAGUCGACUACUACAUUUCAACCUCUGCUCGAAUCUUUCCGGUUAAAGGCCUAUGUGGAUGACCUCAAUCCAGCAUUCAUCAUUCCAGAAUUCAAAAUCGAAGUUGAGCAGAUGGUAGAUGAUUUGCUAGCCUACCCAGACCUUCCUCCUGCAAUUCACCUCGAACUCCAAGAAUUUAUCAAACCCUUCACUCUUACUUAGGAUCUCUGGUCCAAAUGGUCUAACGCAUAUCAAGAGGUGGCUCAUAUUGAAGUUGAGAGUGAGGGUGAUCGUGCCAAACUCGAAAAUCUUCGACAAGAGUUGCUCUCCAUCAGGAAAUCUAUUGAGGAGAUGAUUCCUGCUUUGAAGAAAUUGCAACAGGAGGAAGUGGAUGUCGAGAAGUCUAUUGAGGAUUUACAACUUGAGCUGAAUAACCUCCGUUCGAAACAAGUUGCUUUAAAAGCUCAAAGUCAAGUGGUUAUUCAGCGUCAAAAAAGUCUCAAGGAUGAAGGCAAGGUGAUAUCUUCGAGACUUGCGAAGACCUUGGAGCAGAAGAAACACCUGGAGACUCAGUGUGCUUCUCGAAGGCAAAGCUUGGAUGAA